AUGACUGGGAAAAAGUGCUACAGUGGCCAGGAGCAGCACACUCUCAACCAGCUGAGUCAGCACUUCUUCGGGCUGACGCUGGUUGAGAGUUACACCAAGCCGCUGGAGUACACAGGGGAGCUGAUUGGAAUCAGCUACCUCUACAGCCAGACUGGGCGGACUCUGCAGGACUUCCCUGAUGACCCAGAGGAGCCUGACAGCAGCGAGGAGCUCAAUGUUGAGGAGGAGAAGGAAGAUCUGGUUCUGGAGGAGGUUGGUGAUGAGGGAUUCCAUGAGUUCCUCUUGGAUGUAUUACAUCCCUCACAGCAGCCACCUCAGCCUCCACCUCGCCCGACACUGCAGCAGCCCCAGCGUCCACCACCUCGCCCGACACUGCAGCAGCCUCAGCCUCCACCUCGCCUGACGCUGCAGCAGCCCCAGCGUCCACCACCUCGCCCGACACUGCAGCCAGUGUCACCACAGCAGCAGCCUCCACCUGUGCCCUCCUCCCAGCUGACCACUGCAUCGUCAUCCACGUACAGUGAUCCUGAUGGAAGGCCGGGGUACCAGCAUGUGGUCCUGCUGGCUGACAGACUGGUGGAGCUCUGCAGGAAGGGCUUCAUCAGUGAUGCUGAAGCUGAGGAGAUUGUGGGCCUUUGGCAGAACCUCCCUGCUGCGGACAAGGGUCCUGCGGUGUAUCCGUCAUGCUACAGGGCCCAGCUGUCUAAGGGGAGGUUUAAGAGGUCAAAGACCUACGCUCCUAAUGCAGUGGCCAUGCCGGAACUGGAGAGUAUGAAGCGCUGUGUUGUGGGAACGGGCGUCGGGCCUGCCACGUGGCCCGACACCAGAUGGCUGGUGGAGGCCAUUUUCAUCCGGCUGACUGUCCUCCAUCCCAGCGGCAAGAGGAUGAUGGGGUGCCUGGUAAGCCGCUGGACACUGAUUCUGAGGGACUACAACACCAUCAGGAACGUGGUCACAAUGCACCCUGCCCUCAGAAACAGGACCACCCUCCAGCUGCCACCCUCUCUUAGUGGCACAAAAGGUGGACGGCUGCCCAAGAGAGGAGCACCCUUGCCCCUGCACUCUUCUCCCUGCCGGCCCCUCUUGUGGCUGAGGGCACCCUACUGCCAGCAAGAGAGAACCAGGAAGAGGAGACCCAGCCUGCCCUGGGCUCCUCAAUUUAUGAGGACAUGCUGCCGCUGGAGGGAGAUGAGGAGGAUGAGAAGGCCAGUGCUGGCCUAUCUGGGGCUUUUACUGCAGCUGCCACCACCUCUGCCGUUGCUGCCGCUACUGUGGCCACCACCUCUGCAGCUUCGUCUUCAUCUCCUUUUCCAAAAACCACUGCCUGGAACAGGAAGAGGCUGCAGGAGGCACAGGCAGAGGCAGCAAAGCAAGGACAGACUCUAAGGGUCAGAGCCCCUUCCAUCAUUCGCUGCAGCCAUUGUGGCCAGCGAAAGGUGAAGGAGACAGGCCACAAGCUGCUGACAAAAAACAAUGGGCAGAGGGUGAGUUGUUGUCCGGUGGCAGCAAAAAACAAAAGCCCAGAGGAGUGGCUGGCCUCCCUGGACUGAAUUGUGUGUGUGCGUGUG
Messenger RNA from Epinephelus fuscoguttatus (brown-marbled grouper), 1568 nucleotides. RefSeq lists its product as uncharacterized. The transcript has 5 exons. Bases 1 to 1386 code for a protein of 461 amino acids. Lineage: Eukaryota; Metazoa; Chordata; Actinopteri; Perciformes; Serranidae. The record is from RefSeq and is a predicted model, not a curated record.